Molecule: messenger RNA, 7953 nt
Organism: Anopheles arabiensis
Lineage: Eukaryota; Metazoa; Arthropoda; Insecta; Diptera; Culicidae
Gene: Reph
Product: AF4/FMR2 family member lilli
Exons: 5
Coding region: 1450-3279 (609 amino acids)
Source: RefSeq, a predicted model, not a curated record
UGGGCUCGCGUACGCUGUCAGUCGUGUGCCGAGAACUCGUGCAGUGCGGUGUGCUCGUGUAGAGGGAACCUACCUAUCGCUCAGACUCAGCCUAUUGCACACCAACCGCCCCGUCUGUCCUGCCAGGUUUGCCAGGUGUGCCGGGACAGGAAACCAUUCUCUAGACCGCGCGUAGAGAGUGCAACCUGGCGAAAGAUAUGUGUGUAUGUGUGUGUGUGUGCGUCUCGUAAAGUAUGCUGAGUAGUAGCUGACGCUGCUGCAACACUAGCCCUAUACCGAGUGCCUUUGCGUGUGCGGUGGUGGCGUGUUAUCAUCCUCCACAGAAGUUCCUAAGCGUAGCAGGGUGAGCAGCAAGUUCCCGAUCGAUGUCGAAUUUCCGAUAGCAUUCCUGCCUCAAGCACUCCCUCCCCCCCUAUACUACCCGCUUUUUUCCGGGAUUAUUGUGUAUGAUUACUCGGUGUGUGUGUGUGUGUGCGGCUGGCUGCGGAGGUCAUCCAGUGUGAGUUGCUGAUGAUCGAAAGCGAAAGUGUCAAAUCCGCCGCCGAGAGAUGUACGUAGGAGAAUCGUCGGGUUCUAGGUUUGUACGAGCAUGAGCGAUAGAGAGAGGGAGAGAGAGAGAGCGUUGUAGAAGUUCGUAAAGCGUGUGUGAGAGAAAGAGCACGAACACGAGCGAUAGAUACUGACAUCGGGACACAUUACCGUUGGUGAGCAAAAGGAACCUUUCCUUAAACCAGGUCUGGAGGAAGAUGUCGUUUGGAAGUCUUUGAAGAAACCAUCACCAGGCCUGGCAGCGGUCGAUUCGAGAGCCCGAGAACGAUGGGGGCACGAUAUUUUACUCUGAGUGGAUAUCCGGAAAAUUGAAGCGUGAAUUCUAAGUCUAUUACACCCGUGCUGUGAAGGGCUUUACUUGGUGCGGCGUAUCCUGCUCCAAUGUGUGUCAGCUGUGAGUUUGCUGUCUAGUGUGUGCAAUUCUCCUUGCUCCAGGAAGCGUGUGUGUGAGUAGGUGCGCAAUUCCUGCGUAGGGAUUACUUUGUAAGAAUUGGAAAGGAUCGACCAGCAAUAGUAGCAAACCGUGCUCUCUAGUGUAUAUUUGGUGAUGAUGGACAAAGAAAAAGAGAAUGCUAGAGAAUAGCACGGUACUACUACUACUGCUACACACACACUCCCGAGAAUCACCUUCCCGUGUUGCUCGCGGUACAGGAAAAUCGAAGAGCGUGUUUGGUGACUGGUGAGCGUGCAGUGAGAACAAACUCCUACUAUUCUUUGUUGUUUGCCGAAGGUGACUUUGGAAGUGUCGAGUGGUCUGUGCCUGUGUGUGUUUGUGAGUGUGUGUGUGUAUAGCACACAUAUACACAUACCGGUGUUUUACUAGAGCGCUCCAUCCAGCCUUCCGGCCCCGAAACUACUUGCUCCAGAGGGGGGAGGCCGAAGCAAAUCUGUGGUUGCAAAAUGCCUGGCCUGUUCCCAUCGCGGAGGAUUGACGGUCACGACUCGGGCACCGAGUCGGACGGUGACCUGGAGCAGGAAGACGACCUGAUACAGGAGCACGAAAUGGAGCUAAGUUUAAGUUCCCGGCAGGACACGGUUUCGCCGACCGAUACGGCCUGCUCGUCCGAAUCGCCCGCCUUUCUCGGGCCGCCCUCCUCCUCCUCCCACCUGCUGGCGUACGAUCAGAAUAGCUCGGAGGAGGAGUUGGAGGUGAUCAAUGGAGGUGGCGGGUCCGGGGGCUGCGAUCUCGUCGAGGUGGGCAGCGUGAGCGGUGUGCCGAGCCGGUUGAGCGGACUGCCCAUUCUGAGUAACCCUCACACGGACGAGGAGACUGAGGAGGAGGAAGAGGAGGAAGAAGAGGAAGAAGAUGAUGUGACCGAAGGUAUCGUGGACGAGGUCGAGGAGGAGGAUUACGUGGCGACACCUGGAGCAGCACCGGUGGGAACAACGGCAGCAGCGACAAUCAGCGAAAGUACGGCGGGCCAGUGCGGUGGCCCCGGCGCCAUGGAUACGAGCGGCAGUAUUGUGCGGGGCCGGGAGUUCAUGGUGAUCGGGCCGUGCGGCGCUGACGAGGACGACGGUGAGGCGGAGCCGCUGGACGAUUUUGCCGAGGAGCUGUCGAGUCUGACGGCGAUCCCCCAGACGACGGUGGCGGCGGCGACGACAGUGGUGCCGCUUGCAUCGGCACCGUUAGCGACCAAACUGAUCUCAUCGGCGGCGACCGCCGGCAAGCGGUUGGGAAGUGUGAGCAGCUUGCUGGAGAAGCGCAAACGUUCCCUGGCGCACAAUUCGGAUGAUGAGGUACGCUAUCUGCUGGAACAGCAACAACCACCGAACCAGCAGCAGCAGCAGCAACUACCGACCCAUCAUCAUCAUCAUCCACUCGCGCAUCAAUAUCAUCAUACGUUGCGCCACCAUCACCACCACCACCACCACCUGCAGCACCAACAGCAGCAGGAGGAGCUCCAGCCGGAGGAGGCGGCGCCCCUGUCGGCGCCGGUCAACUUCCGCACAUCGCCACCACUAGAAGCUUUAAAACCACACCGUGGCCAUAUACUGCAGCGCUCGACGACCCCGCUAGUGCUGGGCGAGGGGUGCGGUGCGGCCGGUGUUGCUCCGACCGCACCGAGCGGGCUUCGGCCCUCGUCCGGGUCGUCGCUGUCGUCGCUCGGCGGUGGCACCACCGGCAUUAGCGGUUUCUACGGCACCGGUAGCAACAGUAGCUGCAGCGGUAGCAACACUAGUACGACCGUAGGAAGUUGUGUUGGUGGUGGUGGUGGUGCCGGUGGCCUUCGUUUCGGCCUCGGCCGACGCCCCAUUGGCUGUGAUAGUCCAUUGACUGCGGUGUGCCAUCGCAACAGCACCAAUCCGCCACCACACCACGGCGGUGGCACCGGCAGCCUUGGAUCCGGGCUUAGUACAACAACCACUCGAACGUCAUCAUCAUCAUCAUCGGGGGCGGCGGCGUCCCUGUCGUCGGCACCGGCUUCGCUAGUACGGCUUGGGGCGGGCAGCAGCCCGGAACCGGCCGGCGGCGGCGGCAGUAUCACCACCACCACCCCCCUAGUAACUAGUAUGGACGUGAGCCGGUCCGUUAGUCCACCGGCGAAGAUGUUCCACUGUGCCGUGUCGCCGCGCCGGCGGCAGCCCCGCCACCAGCAGCAGCGGCUGCAGCGUCCCCACAGGCCCUGCCUAGACUUUGACAAGAUGCAACAGCUCAAGGCACGCUCCGUCACCACCUGGCGGCACAGCAACGAGCACUCGGGCGAGCUGUCCGUCUUCUGCUGGUGAUGAUGAGUGAAGGACAGUCUCCGCCGGGCGUGGCCGUCAGCCGCCAGCGUUGCCGCCGCCAUCAUCCUGAUGGCGGUGGACUGUCUGUGCCGUGGGCUGUCCGUGCCACCAGCAGGAGGAGUUGUCAUGCGGAAAGCGGAACAACACGAGCGCGUGUUUGCAUCGAACCGACCCGACGUGGGGUCGGCGAUGGUUUUAUUACUGGAGGAGGACGGGCGGCGCUGUCCAAUCCUGGCUGUGGCUGUGGUGUGUUUCCUGUAGUUUCUGGCCGCCUUUAGCGACGGCAGCGAGUGACACGAUGACGACGAGUUUGCGGCACCCGCGAAGCGGCAGAAUCAGGUCGCUGCCUGUAGGGGGGCUUUUAUUUGUUAGUGAGCGUGAUAGUACAAGCGUUUCUUUGUUUCAAUUUUGUACUCGGAAAGGAGUAGCAAAAAAAGGAUUCGCUCCGUUGAUUUGUCCCCUUGGCUGCGUGCGGCUCAAACAGUUUUAGAUAUUAGUUUAGAAGGAGCAGGCCCCAAACACGGCCGGGCAAACCGUGUUCUUCUUCGACGAAUCGUCUCACACACACACACACACAGCGUGCGACAUGUGUUUGUGUGUGUGUGUAUAAGUGCACAUUAAGGGAUACUGUGUUUGUGUGUGUGUUUUGUUUGUUUGUUUUUUAAAACUAUCUUUACACUUAAUGACAUUUUCAAAGCAAUUUUGUGAUUUUAAUCGUUAGCAAUAUCGUGUAUUAAGUUUGAUCGUUUGAUAGAUGUACUUUCCAAUUUCCUCUCAGUUUGGACGUAGGUCUGUGCGCCGCUAUGAACCCUUGUUUUCCGUUCUUCCUUUUCUGCAACAGUUGUGCGGGAAGCAUCGUAAGGAACUAGCGUUACUACUGUGUGUGCGUGUUUGUUUUGUUUUAUUUUUGGAAAAGUCAAUCUGGAAACAAACUGGAUCCAAUCAAACCAGUGUACCAGUAAGGAGAUUAGGACGAUAGACACAGUGAAAGAGAGAGAGAGAGAGAGAGAGCGAGCUAGUUCUUCUCAGGGACAUACACAUACGAAACACGCACACACACACGCACGCUAAUAAAUGGCGGAAGGGUAUGCAAUUGGGCAGGACAGAGGAGCGGGCGUUUGGGAAGUGUUAGAAUUGGCAGCUGGCGCUAGGUGAAUAGUACCGAACGCUACCAAAGAACGGGCGCCGCGCAAGCAAUCCUGGCGCGGGAGGAUGGGCGAGUGAAAGAGCACCUGCUUGAAGCAAGCAAAACAAACAUAGUGCAACAUAGGACAAUAGGGCAAAACAAACAAACAAAAAUCAUCAUCCGGAGGCACACGCAACAGCGCGCAGUAGUAGCGCUGGAUAAUGCGCUAAGCGUUGCAGCUCCAUUUUUAACCGUUUUCCUUCCGCUGGUUGGGGGAAAAAGCACAUGCUAGUGUAAACAUCGAUCAGACACGACAGGGGUAGGAGCAGCCAUUCAAUUAACCACAUAAAACAUCCAUUUACAAACACAAUACACACAAAGAAGUAAAAAACAAUACCUGCCAUGGUCCAUGUUCGCGUGCGCGUAAUAAUAACAAAACCCCAAACAUACAACAAAUCCCAAACGUACUCCAACGUACGCUAGUAGAACAUCAAUCAAUAGAAAAAUAUAGAGAAACACAACACAGCAAGAAGAAAAGAAAACAGAACAAACCCCAGCGUUAGCCGUCUCAGGUGGUAAGGCGGGCGGAUCGGCACCUUUAGGCAAAACAAACCACUUACAAAACAAAAAUGUGUUCGCCGAUUCGACCCAAGCCCCGGACCACAUUGGGGACGGCAAAACUAGAGAAACUAAUAGCUAAAACCAACCUACACUCUCGCCAUCGCGCCACGUUGCCGUACGUACCGUGGGAUCGUCACCAUCAACCAUCAACCAUCUUCAUGAUCGUGUGCUGCAGCAACCAGCAGCAACACGUUGUUGUAAAUCUGUGUGCAUGUAUAAAGAAGUAUAUUAAAAUUCUACAAACAGACACUCAUUUAUUGAAAACGGCGUUACAAUAAUCCAUCUGGUAAAAAACUGGGGGAAAUAAAACAUAACACAAGCCAUAAUACUGCCGCUAAAUGUGCGAAAUCACGACCCCGACAUCACCGGUUAACUCCGUUCGUUCGUACCCGUUUGUGUGGUCAUCGUGCCGAAUAAACAGUGUUCCUUUGUACACAACUGCGAGACGAAAAGGCAAAAAACAAUUCCACAACACACCGUACACCAGGACGGUUCUUUGUGUGAGCGGAAAAACGGCUCCACGCGUCCAAUUAACCUACAGUUAUUGUUAUGUUCUAUUUCGAUUGUGGUUCCUGUUUUUUUUUUCUUGUACACGAGAGAAGGACAUAGACAUUGUGCAAAGAAAAGAGGAAGGAUGCUCGUUUAACAUCAACUACUGCCAUCCCCCUCUCCGGCCGCAGGUUCGCUAGAAGCAAAACAGUAAAGAUCGUCGUCGCCCGGCGAGAAAGUGCAUUUUAAGGUACUAAUCUUAGUCGGAAAGGGCAGGCAAGCAUCUCAUUUGAAAAGAGGAUUCCAAUUUGGAAAGAUUUGAAAAGAAAAACACGGAAAAAGGGAAACGAUACUAAGCAGACCCAGUUAGAACCAGCGACAAAACGAAAGCAGAGGGAAUAAGAAGGAUAUCAAACUAGCAUUUUACAAUUAACUAGUACGCAAAACAAUAACAAAACAUACGAACACAAAACCAUUGUAGAAGUACAUUUUUUUUUUCUACCGAAACGCGCAACAAUUAGCAUGCAAAUACGAAACUUAGAUACAGCAAAGAUAAAUUAAAAAAAGCGCACCCAACAUUGGCAGUAAGGAAGAAGCAACCAAUCCUCCCAAUUGGAAAAGGAGAACAAACACACACACAAAAAACGAUGAGAAAUGGAGACUUGUUUGGAAUUCGGUGAAACUAGCAGCGAGCGUAGCGAGCUUUAUGUUUUGUUGUAUCGUACGCCUACAUAUAUAAAUAGUGACAAAUUAAUUAAGGUAACGUGUUUAAACCAUUAUUCAACCAUUUAAGAAAUGAGGAUGAUGAAUAGUAGCGCGCAACACGUGAUGUGUGGUGGGCAGUGUGCCAAUAAUGGAAUAGGGGGCCUGGAGCAUGAUAUUGUGGCUCUGUCUGUAGUGUGUGAGUGUGGUGUGUCAUUAGUAGUGUUUAAAAUGAUGGCUUAAACAGGGAUAGGAAAGGAACGAAUCGUUUAAAAAGCUUUCAUUAAUUGUCACUUCCUCUCAUUACUUUGUAAUGCUGUUGUUUGAGCUGUUUUUUUACUUUAUUAAUGUUUAUUGAAACGAGGAAACUUAUGACCGUAAAGAAGGCUUAUUUUUCCACCCAUAAGUCACGUGAUUCUGAACAUGUGUGUGUGUUUGAUGGGCCAAUCUUUACAUCGAUGUGGCUGGGAAGUAUUCGAUUUAGCAUGCCGAUUUAAUCCCCGAUUUGGGUGGGGCUGGACAAACACACACAGUGCGUAGCGAUGGACAGGACAGGUUUUACAAAUUUGUAUCAUACGCUAAGCUAAACUAACAAAUUAAGAAAAUAAAUUUAGAUAAAAUCGACCCGGCUCGAUUGUUUGUGCAAACAGGUAGGGCAGUUUUGGAGAGAGAGAGAGAGAGAGAGAGAGAGAGAGAGCGAGAGAGAGAGAGAGAGAGAGAGAGAGCGAAAAACGAGCCUACCAAACAGGUGUGUUUUAAGGAGCAUUCUUGUGGUGAAGGGAUACAAACAGAAGAAGAGGAACAAAAAACAAAAAAAACCAUUGACUGUGCAAACACACAUACACAACACAUUUUCUCAUCCUUCUCACACUUUUGAGAGGGACAAACGAUAGAACAAACGACUUUUCUUCUACAGCGCGAAACAAACUCCCCCGCGACACUAACUAGCAUCAUCCAGGCAACAAACCGACAAAGCAAACAGAAAUUGGGGUGCACAUCAUUACACGAAGGUUAAUUAAACACUAAGAUUGUAAGUUAAGUAGCUGAACAAAACAAUUAAUUGCUGAAGCCCCAGGGAGAGUGGAGAGUUCCGACUGUUGUUCUCGGUGGGGGACUGUGUUUGUGAACAUAUUAAUCAAAUCGAAUAAUGGGCAGAACGGUGAUGAAAGACUCUCUGCACCACAAUCGCACACAUACAGACACACACACAGACAUAGAUACAACCGAAUAAAAAAACCAUAAGCAUAAGUAGUAAAGCAAAGAAAAGGACGUGAAAGUAAAGGAAGUCAUCGUGCAACACGAUCACUCUAAUCACUAGAAGGAAGCAUUAUUUGGUAGAAGCAGCGACGUUUGCAAGGAUCAGUCAUCGGUUGUUGUUUUCCUUCUUUAUUUUUUUUAUAAAAUAUUCUCCUGUAUGUUUUAGUAGUGCCCGAUACAAUUGAAGAUUGGUGAGGUUGGUUCCGGGGUUUUCACUUCUUUUUUUUUUACUACCCCCACUCAAAAAGAAGCCACCCAUUACUGUGAAUGUGAACUGAUUGAAGCGGCGCCGUACAUGGGCGAACAGUGGUAUUGAGAAAGAGGAGGAGUAUUUGGAAUACAAAAAAGGAAAAAAACAAACACGCGAAAGCUCCAUUUUAACCGUGUGCUUUUUCUCUGCACGGCAAAUGUACAUAUUAAUGAUAGCAACAACAACAACAAAAAAAAAAAACAAACAUUUGGUAAAGAUAAGGAUAGGA